Rhododendron vialii is the source of this 678-nucleotide messenger RNA. RefSeq lists its product as uncharacterized. The coding region runs from base 160 to 366 and encodes 68 amino acids. Gene Ontology annotation, biological process: endoplasmic reticulum unfolded protein response. Gene Ontology annotation, cellular component: endoplasmic reticulum. Lineage: Eukaryota; Viridiplantae; Streptophyta; Magnoliopsida; Ericales; Ericaceae. The record is from RefSeq and is a predicted model, not a curated record. The transcript is spliced from 3 exons.
AACUUUCUACUCAUAAUUCAAUUCGGACGCGUUCUCUCUCUCCUUCACAUCACCUUAUAAUAAUAAGUACCCGAACCGAAAACAGUUGGAAAAAGAAAAAACCCUCCUCUGCAGAACAACUCUCCUCUCAAUUUCUCCCUCCAGAUCUCCGCCUCAACCAUGACUACCUCAAGGCGACUUGCUGAUAGGAAGGUGGAGAAAUUCGAAAAGAACAUCAAGAAGAGAGGUGCUGUGCCUGAAACAGCAACGAAGAAAGGAAGUUCCUAUCCAGUGGGGCCUAUCUUGCUUGGUUUCUUCAUUUUUGUUGUCAUUGGAUCCUCUUUGUUUCAGAUUAUCCGUACAGCAUCCAGCGGAGGCAUGGCUUGAGUGAUGACGAGUUUACGUUUCCCCCUUUUGAGUUCCGGCAGCUGUAGGGUUUUGUGAUACUACUUACCUCUGUUGCCUUGGUUAGGAUCAACUUUUCUUGUUACUUCGACUUGCCCUUACGGGCUGUAUCUAGGGAAUCGAUCAUGUACUCCGAGUAUGGAUGUGGUUUUUUUUUUUUUCUUUCUGUUCUGUAAUUUAAGAAACCUAAAAUGACUUUCUUUCUUUUUUUAUCUGGGACCUAAAAUAACUUGUCUCCCUUAUUUCUGGUUCCCUUUUGAACUUUUUGCAAUCUACACUAUUUGUGUUCGCCCA